This is a messenger RNA of Apaloderma vittatum (bar-tailed trogon), 599 nucleotides long. Its product is annotated as V-set and immunoglobulin domain-containing protein 1. NCBI's taxonomy places the organism in Eukaryota, Metazoa, Chordata, Aves, Trogoniformes, Trogonidae. The transcript is spliced from 4 exons. Gene Ontology annotation, cellular component: plasma membrane. The record is from RefSeq and is a predicted model, not a curated record. The annotation marks the transcript as partial. Gene Ontology annotation, biological process: maintenance of gastrointestinal epithelium; epithelial cell morphogenesis.
AUCUAUUAUUAUGCAGGUGGCCAGUCUUACUCCUAUGGAGAAUUUAAGGACAGGAUAACAGCUGCAACAGGUCCAGGGAAUGCCUCAAUAACAAUCUCCAACAUGCAGCCCUCAGACACGGGGUCCUACACCUGCGAAGUUUUCAGCCCCCAGGGUGAUGCUGGACAGAGUCAAAAAUCUGUGAUUGUUAAUGUGCUGGUCAAACCAUCAAAACCUUUCUGCAAAAUAGAAGGAACACCUGAAAAAGGCCAUCUAAUCUACCUCUUAUGCAAAUGUGAUGAAGGAUUGCCACACCCUACCUAUCACUGGUACAAGGUAGAUGAGAACACCCUCAAGCCUGUGACUGAACAACUCAAUCCAAACACGGGUAUUCUUUACAUUGGCAAUCUCACCACCUUUGAAACUGGGUAUUACCGGUGUGUAGCCAGCAAUGUCCUGGGGAACAGCACCUGUGAGCUCGACCUAACUGCAAAGCAUUCAGACAACGGUAUUAUUGCUGGAGCGUUAAUUGGAGCGGUUCUGGUAGCUGCUAUCAUUUGUGUUAUCGUCUGGGUGUUAACCAAGAAGGCAAAAAAGAAGACAUCAAGUAGUGAGAUGCA